AUGGCCGGCACCAAACCGAAUGUGCUCAUCAUUGGAGGCCUUGGCUAUAUCGGACGCUUCUUGACCAACUACAUGCACAGCAAUUCGCUUGCUUCGACGCUCCGGAUAGUGGACAAGCAACUGCCGCAGCUGGCCUCGCUGGCUCCCGAACACAAAGAUGCUUGCAGCGCCAACUUCAUGCAGGCCGAUGCAUCACGACCACAAUCACUGAGCCGUGUCUUCGACCUGCCCGAUGGCCAGUCGUUCGAUUACGUCUUCAAUUGCGGUGGUGAGACGCGCCACUCUCAGGAUGACGAGGUCUACAAGCUGCGAUCCUACGACCUAUCUCUCAACGUGGCUCAGGAGGCUGCCCGUCGUCAUAUCAAAGUCUAUGUUGAGCUAUCCACCGGCACAGUCUACGACAGCAAACGCGACCCGCCGCGCAAGGAAACAGACAAGCUCAAGCCCUCGCUCAAGCAAGCAAAAUGGAAGCUACAGGCCGAGGAAGACCUCAGCAAGAUUGCAAAUCUACCACUGGUCAUUCUGAGACUACCCAACGUCUACGGCCCGUACUGCGGUCAAUGGAUGGGCACACAGUUGGCACUGGCCCGUGUGUAUCAAGGCAUCGAGAAAGAGUUGAAAUGGCUAUGGGGUCCUGAAUUGCGUACACACACCGUUCACGUCGACGACGUUGUCCGUGCUUGUUGGUCUGCUGCCGAAUGGCGAGCUAAUCAGGCACAAAGCGGUGCUACUGCUGCCGACAGUGCCCCUCCCACCCCUACUUCUCCUACCCCUAAAAAGGGUCCCUUGUCUUCAGCCUCGGUCUUCAAUAUUGUCGACAAGGGUGACACAAGUCAAGGUACCAUGGCCGACAUCACAAAGGCUCUCCUUGGUAUAGAGACAGGCUUCCAGAACGUUCUUAUCAACACCUUUGCACGUCUUAACCUCGAGUCCGUCGUAGACGAUGUAAAUGACGAGACCCUCGACCCCUGGGCCGAGCUUCAACAGAAAGCUGGCAUCGAAGGCGGUACUGGUCCAUUGAGUCCGUUCAUGGAGAAGGAGCUACUACGCGAAGCCGAUCUCUGCAUCGACGGCACAAAAUUCGAGCAAACAGUUGGAUUCAAGUACACACACGAAAAGUUCACAAAGCAAGAAGUGGAAGCCGUAAUCGACAGUUACAAACGCAUGAAAUGGUGGCCUUGA
This is a messenger RNA of Aureobasidium subglaciale EXF-2481, 1182 nucleotides long. RefSeq lists its product as uncharacterized. The coding region runs from base 1 to 1182 and encodes 393 amino acids. The record is from RefSeq and is a predicted model, not a curated record. Lineage: Eukaryota; Fungi; Ascomycota; Dothideomycetes; Dothideales; Saccotheciaceae. The transcript has 3 exons.